Molecule: messenger RNA, 3291 nt
Organism: Lampris incognitus (smalleye Pacific opah)
Lineage: Eukaryota; Metazoa; Chordata; Actinopteri; Lampriformes; Lampridae
Gene: sirt2
Product: sirtuin 2 (silent mating type information regulation 2, homolog) 2 (S. cerevisiae)
Exons: 16
Coding region: 110-1258 (382 amino acids)
Molecular function (GO): histone deacetylase activity, NAD-dependent; NAD+ binding
Source: RefSeq, a predicted model, not a curated record
CAACAAUCUGAGCCCACCGAGUUGAUUCUCUCCAUCUGACAGCACGGAAAGGCGGCGAGUCACACACGUCGCAGCGGGGAAGCUGGUUGAAACCGCAUUAAACGGAUAAAUGUCUGAUGCAGCAGAAAUUUCAAGAAAGGAAGAAGAGGAGGACACUAACCCUGAACCAGAAGAACCAUCUGACGACAGUAGUGAAGAAGAGGCCUCUGGAGACAGAGAGAUGGACUUCCUGCGUAACCUUUUCUCUAGUACCCUGGGCCUAGGCUCAGCAGAGAAAGUUCUUGACGAGUUAACCUUGGAAGGCAUAGCUCGGUACAUACAGAGUGGCAAAUGCAAAAACAUUAUCUGCAUGGUGGGUGCAGGGAUAUCCACAUCGGCUGGUAUUCCUGACUUCCGCUCCCCAGGGACCGGUCUCUAUGCCAACCUGCAGAAAUACAACCUUCCCUACCCAGAGGCCAUCUUCCAGAUAGACUACUUCAAGAAACAUCCGGAGCCAUUCUUUGCUUUGGCCAGGGAACUUUACCCUGGCCAGUUUAAGCCAACAGUGUGUCACUACUUCAUGAAGCUGCUAAAGGACAAAGGGCUUCUGAGACGUUGCUACUCACAGAAUAUCGACACCCUGGAGCGUGUGGCCGGUCUCCAAGGAGAAGACUUGAUUGAAGCCCAUGGCACAUUCUACACCUCCCACUGUGUCAGCUUUUGUUGUCGCAAAGAAUACACCCUAGAAUGGAUGAAAGAAAAGAUCUUCUCUGAUGACAUUCCGAGUUGUGACAAGUGUAACAGUCUGGUCAAGCCAGACAUUGUCUUUUUUGGAGAGAAUCUACCUGUCCGUUUUUUCACUUCAAUGAAGAUGGACUUUCCUCGAUGUGAUCUUCUCAUCAUCAUGGGGACGUCCCUGCAGGUCCAGCCAUUUGCUGGUCUGGUUGGCAGGGUUUCAAAAAGCUGUCCCAGAUUGCUCAUCAACAUGGAAAAGGCAGGACAGGCUGAUCCGCUUUUAGGGAUGUUAGGCUUUGGAGGAGGGAUGGACUUUGACUCGGAUAAGGCUUACCGAGAUGUAGCCCACAUCAGUACAUGUGAUGACGGCUGUACGGCUCUAGCCGACCUGUUGGGAUGGAAGGUGGAGCUGGAAGAGAUGGUGCAGAGGGAGCACGCAAGGAUCGACAGCCAGGACAAGAAAGUCGAGGCCAAAGAGAGCAAAGGAGCUGAAGGGAGGGCAAGCUCUGCAUCCGUGGUACCAGAAACUAAGAAAGAAGAGUAACCAGAUAGAAAGAUCAAUUUUUUGCCAUGGCAAUCGAUGACAUAACAUUUUGGAGUUGUCUUUUAAAAAGAGAUAAGGAUAUUGGGGGGUAUUAUCUUCAAUUGAUGAAGCAUCAAAAAUAAUUGUGUAAUAUAUAUAUAUAUAUAUAUAUAUAUAUAUAUAUAUAUAUAUAUUAUGUGUGUGUAUAUGUAUAUAUAGAUGAGAGAGGAAUGUCAUCUCUAUAUAGACGUUGUCCCAUCUAAAGACUUGUUAUCCUACUGAACAAACCCAGUAGACUUCUGGCAUCUCUCUGUGGUUUUUCCUUGGUUCAUGUCAGUUAGGUGCACUUUACUAACUAAUAACUUUACUUUCUUAUGAUCAUUAAAUUAACUCGCAUCUUUCUGUGUCAUACAUUUUAUCUCUUCUCGAGGCAGGUAAUUCUAUGCAUAAGCAGAUUUUAGUGCAAAGAACUGCGAUAUUGUUCAUGUUUGCUUACUGUGCAGCCACACAGCUAAAUUAUGAGUGACCGUCUGUCAUGAUUCUGGUGCUUGUAAGGUUGCAGAUCUUACGAUGGCCGGAUGGUGUUUAUCCUCAUACAAACCCCAGUUGGAAAAAUUGACUGUGUUUACAUGGACGCAGUUACCAGAUCCAGGUUUUUUUUUGCUAAAUAACACAAUAGUGCAAUGUACAAUUAAGUUAUUGAUUGAAAUUUUGUGAAAAAACUUUACUUUGAUUACACUUUAUAUGCGACUAAGGAUAAUUCUGGUAAUGAUGAUUAAUGUUGAAUGCCCCGUUCCCCCAUCAAACCUGAGGACAGAUUUAGGAUUGGAACAGCCCAAAAGUACUGAGAACCCUUCUUGUAUUUGCUUAUUUUUCUGUGUAAACAGUAGCUUUGCCAACACCAGAUGAGUGUCGUUUGUCCAGCUCUUAUGAGUGCCGGAAAGCUUUGUGAGAACACCUUUUGAGAGAAAUAGUGUGAAUGAGGUGUAAACAAAGUUUAAAUAAUCCAACUAACCAUCUUCCACCAUCAAAAAGACAUGCAUGUUCGGGUUACUACUCCUGCCUGUGCCCCUGACCAAGGCGAUGGAAAGAAGAAGUGGAGUUGGUCCCCGGGCGCUGUAGCUGCCCACUGCUGCUACACAAUAGGAUGGUUACAUGCAGAAGACAAAUUCAUUGUGACCUGUGCAAUGACAGGAAUGAAGUGACUUUCUAACAUCAGAAUACGCCACAUAUUUUGAUCUUAAUACAUUCACUGUGGUUGACACCUUGAUAGGACUGUAAAUAUAAUACCAAAAUAAUAAUUAUAAUGUACACAAUUUUUAUUAUUUAAUUUUGGUUAAUAUUGUAUUUCCUCCAUAAUCCUGAAUUCCUGUUCUCAUAUCUGUGAUGUCUGUCAGUAUACUAUUUUUAAGUUUAUUAAUCUUGUGAUAGUUUUCUUGUUUUAUUUAUCCAUUGUUGUGGAACAAACUCUGUAAGUCAGCAAAAUAUCAGGAACAUCCAUGAAAGGCUGGCUAGCUAAAUCCAGGUGAAGGCUCUGAGCUCGUAUUGAUUUAACCUUUAAAGCCACUUAAUUCAUGAAGCAAAGAAAAAAAAAUACAAAGGGGUAGAUAAAAAAGAAAAAAAUAAUCCAAAACAAAAUUAGAAACUGUUCCUAAUAUGUUGCACACUUUGCCUGUUUUUAUAGUUGAGGCAUACCCAGCAGCAUAUUCAUGUUUGGCUAUCAGUGGCGACGUCUUUGCCAGAAUGAUGCUGUACUUUUCCACCACAAGUCCGUGAAGCGGUUUGGAGACCAGGUCCUGGGCUGUACACUUUGCUUCAUCUGUGCUUGGGACAUGGGUUAAGUUAGGGUUUAAUUAUUGUGAUGGUGCUCUCAGGAAAUGGGUUUUCACUGUGUGCAUGACUGUAUCUAACAGGAAGUAAAAUAGUGACGGCUGUGAGUUUAGUUGCCCAGGAGAUGUCAACCAGUCAGGCAUAAUUCUCUUGAAAACUUUACUUUGGAAAGCAAAGCUAUAGCCAACCUGCAUUUAAAGUAAAUAAAUGAAUAAAAAGUAAUC